GGGACCCGAACCGGGGGAGCGAGGCACGAUACACAGACUGAGGUGUGCCGUUUACCGUACUGGAACUGAAGCACUAUGGAGCAGUACACAGCGAAUAGUAACAGUUCCACAGAGCAGAUCGUUGUGCAGGCUGGACAGAUUCAGCAGCAGCAGCAGGGUGGUGUCACUGCUGUCCAGUUGCAGACUGAGGCCCAGGUGGCAUCCGCCUCAGGCCAGCAAGUCCAGACCCUCCAGGUAGUCCAGGGUCAGCCACUAAUGGUACAAGUAAGCGGAGGUCAGCUGAUCACAUCAACUGGCCAGCCGAUCAUGGUGCAGGCUGUGCCCGGGGGUCAGGGCCAGACAAUCAUGCAAGUCCCGGUUUCUGGAACACAGGGACUGCAGCAGAUUCAGUUGGUCCAGCCAGGUCAGAUUCAGAUUCAAGGUGGGCAGGCUGUGCAGGUACAGGGGCAGCAGGGCCAGACCCAGCAGAUCAUUAUACAGCAGCCACAGACUGCAGUUACUGCUGGCCAGACACAGACCCAGCAACAAAUAGCAGUUCAAGGACAACAGGUAGCACAAGCAGCUGAAGGCCAGACCAUAGUCUAUCAGCCAGUUAAUGCUGAUGGAACCAUUCUCCAACAAGUUACAGUCCCUGUUACAGGCAUGAUCACCAUUCCAGCAGCCAGUUUGGCUGGAGCGCAAAUUGUCCAAACGGGAGCCAACACCAAUACAACCAGUAGUGGACAAGGGACUGUCACAGUGACGCUGCCAGUUGCUGGAAAUGUUGUCAAUUCAGGUGGAAUGGUUAUGAUGGUACCGGGAGCUGGGUCAGUACCAGCUAUCCAGAGAAUACCUUUGCCUGGAGCAGAAAUGCUGGAAGAAGAGCCCCUCUAUGUAAAUGCCAAGCAGUAUCACCGGAUCCUUAAGAGGAGGCAGGCACGUGCUAAGCUUGAAGCGGAGGGAAAAAUUCCCAAAGAAAGAAGGAAAUACUUGCAUGAAUCUCGGCAUCGUCAUGCCAUGGCUAGGAAGCGGGGAGAAGGUGGACGUUUCUUCUCACCAAAGGAAAAAGACAGCCCUCAUAUGCAGGAUCCAACUCAGGCCAAUGAAGAAGCAAUGACACAGAUGAUCAGAGUCUCCUAACCACUGCUUAAAGAAAAAAAAUAACUGAGUAGAAUUCCCGUCCCUUCUGCAAGUCUGUCCUACCUUUCCAGUGUAUCAAGCGAGUCUUUCAAUGGGACAAUCGCCGUAUCACAGCCUAUCCUUUUCUACAGAACAAGCACCACAUUUUCAGUAUGUGGUUGAGAUUUUAACUGCAGUUGACUCAACAAAUAGAAACUUAACAACUUUCUUGGUAUACUCUUCCGAUCCAGCACAGGGA
Messenger RNA from Gavia stellata (red-throated loon), 1357 nucleotides. RefSeq names its product nuclear transcription factor Y subunit alpha (gene NFYA). Gene Ontology annotation, biological process: regulation of transcription by RNA polymerase II. The coding region runs from base 76 to 1119 and encodes 347 amino acids. Gene Ontology annotation, cellular component: CCAAT-binding factor complex. Gene Ontology annotation, molecular function: DNA-binding transcription factor activity, RNA polymerase II-specific; RNA polymerase II cis-regulatory region sequence-specific DNA binding. Lineage: Eukaryota; Metazoa; Chordata; Aves; Gaviiformes; Gaviidae. The transcript is spliced from 10 exons. The record is from RefSeq and is a predicted model, not a curated record.